Molecule: messenger RNA, 708 nt
Organism: Symbiodinium natans
Lineage: Eukaryota; Dinophyceae; Suessiales; Symbiodiniaceae
Source: the annotation of a GenBank genome assembly
AUGCAAUGGCCUUGCCGGCCUCGCCAUUCGUACCAGAGCAAGGACUUGCUUAGAUUUUUGGACAACGAAGAGUACCCUCGUCGAAUACGCGGUUUCACUCCCUUGGAUUCCAACGUGGUUGUCAAGUUUGCUUGUGGGCUGGGCGUCUCUGUGUACCACGCAGAUGGCGGUUUGGCAGCUAUAUGGCCACUUGGUCGGGCCAAACUCUUACCUGACGUGCGAGAGAGAGUCGAUGGAAAACUGGUCAGUGUGCCAGGCCCUCCAGAGCUGGGUGCAGAAUACUUUGUACGCCCAAACAUGCGACCGGCCGAUGGAUAUCACGUGAAGUAUGGACGGGCAGGUGACCUGCGGUGGAUAAUCACUUGUAAGGACGGAGCCUUGAACGGCCCGCAGUUGCGCUUUGCACCGGAGGGGGUUCUAAGGCCCCAAGACAGUGGCCUCUACAAAGAUGGCACUAUGGUGGAACGGUGGCAAGAGAGUUUGUUGCCUGAGGGGUUUAUUGCUCACGUUCUGAGUGAUUUGGUGCUGCCUAUGAAGAAGGCCCUGGGAAUUGGACUCUCACCGUGUGAGGAAAGGCUUUGCUACGAGAACUUUGUGGAUGUAGACGGCAUUGAGCCCAUCGAUCUCAAUAUUGGCCCGGGAGAAGGACCUGAGGGUGUGGAAAAGGUAAGUCAGUCCAUUCCGUCCCCAGGCAGCCACGAGACAUGA